CCGCGAAUUCGCCUUGAGCGCAUCCACACCAUGGUUCAGACCUAUCUGAAGCACGGUCCGACACAGGCGUUCGGUCUGGUAUGCAGUUCCUCGUCCAACUCGCACUACGAUGGGAAAUUGGCCUAUGUCCCUGCUCUGGAGGAUGUGCUAGUAUGGGACGUGAAGAAGGGUGAACAGCUGGCAAUGUGGCACGAGACCGGCCUUCGAGCAGAGGUUACGUGCAUCCUCCGCUCUCCGCAAAAGGAUACAUUUGCCGUAGGUUACGCGGACGGCUCUAUUCGCCUGUGGAGUGCAUCUUCUGGCUCUGUCGUUGCUACGUUCAACGGACAUAAGAAGGCAGUCACUGCGCUCGCAUUUGACGAGGCUGGUGCAAGACUUGCUUCAGGUUCCCAGGACACCGAUCUCAUUCUGUGGGAUGUAGUAGGAGAAGCCGGGCUAUUCAGAUUGCGUGGUCAUCGUGACCAAAUAACUGCCAUACGCUUCAUCGUUCCCAAUUCUUCCUCUGUGCCGUCGACAUCGACCGGUUCAGCUCCAAGUUAUCUCCUAACGUCUUCCAAAGACACAUUCCUGAAGUUGUGGGAUUUAUCAACGCAACACUGUAUUCAGACGCUCGUUGCGCACCGCUCAGAGAUCUGGACAAUCGACGUGGAUAGCAAGCAUGAACUUGUGUUCACCGGAAGCGGGGAAGGCGAACUGAAGGCUUGGAAGAUUGAUCAUGAGGCACUUGCGGAAGGGUUGCGAGAGACGGAGGCGGGAGAGGUCGCUAAGUUGAUUCAUCCUAUGGCCACCCUACCUCUCGCUUCCAAUCAUCGCGUAGCGCAGAUUGCUUUCCAUCCCUCCAGCUCAUAUCUCGCUGUGCAGUCGCAUGAUCGUUCCGUAGAAAUCUUCCGGAUACGCACGGAAGACGAAGUGCGGAAGAAACAGGCACGGCGGCGCAAACGCAUGAAGGAGAAGAAAGAACAGGCUAAGACGAUUGAUCAAAAAGGCACAGCAACCGGAGAACAAGAGGGCGAGGACGCGAUCGAAGUAGCCAAGGAGAACAAAGAUAUCCAGUUGGUGGAUCUGUUUACUCCCUAUAUGGUCGUACGAGCAAGUGGAAAAGUCAGGUCCUUUGAUUUCGCCGACGAAGAAAACGGAGCAAAGAGUGCUACACAGGUCUUGCUUGCAUUAUCCACAAACGCACUGGAGGUAUAUAGCAUACCUCAGCCCACGAAGUCAAAGGAUGCGUCCCCAGAAGCCACGCGCAUAUACUCAGUCGACUUACCCGGGCAUCGAACGGAUGUACGCACGCUGUGUCUCAGCUCGAAUGAUGAGCUACUUGCUUCAGGCUCAAACGGCUUGCUCAAGAUCUGGAAUAUGAAGAAACUGGGUGAUGAUAACUGCCCCACUUGUAUCCGUACCAUGGAGUGCAGCAAUGCUGUCUGUAGCACAUUCCUUCCAGGAGAUCGCCAGGUCGCCGUCGGAACAAAAUCUGGCGAAAUCCUGAUCUAUGAUCUCGCCUCGUCCUCGCUUGUCGAGAGCGUCAAGGCACAUGAAUCAACCGUGUGGUCCAUCCAUGUUCGUGCAGAUGGACAGGCCCUUGUCAGCGGAAGUGCAGACAAGGAUAUCAAAUUCUGGGAAUUCGAGCAAAAACUCGUGGACAAUGAGAAUCCACGAUUUCCAAAGCUAUUGACAUUGGUCCAUGUCAGGACACUUAAGAUGACUGAUGAUGUGCUCUGCGUGCGGUAUAGCCCGAAUAGCAAGUAUUUGGCGGUAGCACUUCUCGACUCAACCGUCAAGGUCUUCUAUCAGGACACCUUGAAGUUCUUCCUAUCACUCUACGGACACAAGCUGCCGGUUCUAUCUAUGGAUAUUUCGGGUGAUUCCAAGCUCAUCGUGACUUGUUCCGCGGACAAAAAUGUGAAAAUCUGGGGCCUCGACUUCGGCGACUGCCAUCGCUCGAUAUUCGCACAUGAUGACAGCAUUAUGCAGGUAGCGUUCGAGAGAAAUGAUGUGCGGGAUUUCGACAGCAAGCCGUCACAUUACUUCUGGACCGUCGGCAAGGACAAGAUGUUGAAGUAUUGGGAUGGCGACAAGUUCGAGAAUAUCCAGAAGCUGGACGGACACCACGGCGAGGUGUGGGCGCUCGCGGUCAGUAACCAGGGGAAGUUCGUGGUGACGGGCUCUCAUGACAAGUCCAUUCGCGUUUGGGAGAAGUUGAACGAAGAGCUGUUCCUGGAGGAAGAGCGUGAGCGCGAGCUGGAGAAUCUCUUUGAAUCUGGCAUCGCGGAGACCUUCAACCGCACCGAUGCGCCAAUUGGGAGCGGAGCAGAUGAUGCAGAUCCUAACGCCUCAGUCGGUGGUGCCGAAGUCACGUCAGUCUCGAAACAGACCACCGAGACGCUGAUGGCAGGCGAAAAGAUCAUGAUGGCUAUUGAGCUGGCCGAUGCGGAAAUCGCAGCGUUCAGCGAAUAUGAGGAAACAAUGGCCAAAGGCGGUUUGUCUGAGCAAGUCGCGCCUCCGCCGCGGAAUCCAGUGCUUGCUGCGUAUGAUGUCGACCCGGAAGAAUACGUUCUCAAAGUCGUGGAGCAGAUUCCAGGAACGGCAUUAUACGAUGCACUUCUGGUGUUGCCGUUUGGCAACGUGGUCAGCUUGAUGCGAUACCUGAAUAUUUGGGCACAGAAAGAUUGGAACAUCGUCCUUACUUCUCGCAUAAUAUUCUUCCUGUUGAAGACGCAUUACCAUCAAAUUGUGGCUAAUCGAGUGAUGCGCACAGCCCUAAUCCCAUUGAGAAAGCAUCUACGGGAAUCGCUCCGCAAGCAGAAGGAUGCGGUGUCAUACAAUUUGGCGGCUCUCAAGUUUGUUAAGCGACAAAACGACGCCCAGCGGCUUGCUGAAUUUUAUGAGGAAGGCAUAGACGAAGAAAAGAUCAAAGAAAGGAUCACAGAGGGUAAAAAGAGGAAGAGAGUAACCAUCAAGGCCUGAAGUGAAUGAUAUACACGGCUGGAUGUGUUCCUAUAGGUUGUUAUACAUGAUGGGAAUGAUACAGAUCAAGGAAGGCUAUCGAUACAGUCUGGAAGGA
Laetiporus sulphureus 93-53 is the source of this 3061-nucleotide messenger RNA. Its product is annotated as WD40 repeat-like protein. The transcript has 12 exons. Gene Ontology annotation, cellular component: Pwp2p-containing subcomplex of 90S preribosome; small-subunit processome. Lineage: Eukaryota; Fungi; Basidiomycota; Agaricomycetes; Polyporales; Laetiporaceae. Gene Ontology annotation, biological process: maturation of SSU-rRNA. Gene Ontology annotation, molecular function: snoRNA binding; protein binding. The record is from RefSeq and is a predicted model, not a curated record. Bases 31 to 2964 code for a protein of 977 amino acids.